Messenger RNA from Solanum verrucosum, 7454 nucleotides. RefSeq names its product MAG2-interacting protein 2. Gene Ontology annotation, molecular function: SNARE binding. NCBI's taxonomy places the organism in Eukaryota, Viridiplantae, Streptophyta, Magnoliopsida, Solanales, Solanaceae. The record is from RefSeq and is a predicted model, not a curated record. The transcript is spliced from 12 exons. Gene Ontology annotation, biological process: retrograde vesicle-mediated transport, Golgi to endoplasmic reticulum. Gene Ontology annotation, cellular component: Dsl1/NZR complex; endoplasmic reticulum membrane. Bases 73 to 7299 code for a protein of 2408 amino acids.
ACUGAUAGAUUCGACAGUCAAAGAAGUUGAAGCUGAUGAAGGUUUAGGAUCUCGAAGAUCACAAAUUCAUAGAUGGAAGAAACUGCCGGAAAAAUCUUAUUUGAGACACGACAUCAUGCUUCUAGCCCAUAUAUUUCCAAUUAUCCUCCAAAUCAUCAACAGUUGAAUGAAGACGCCAAAAGCGGUUAUCUUUCAAGAUUGCUUUCUUCCUCAGGUAUUGCCCAGCUCAAGGAGAGAUGGAGAAAGCAUGGGCAUCCAACAAAAGUAAGGAGAUAUGCAUCCUUGUUUGUUUCCCCAAGAGGUGAUCUUGUGGCUGUAGCAUCUGGGAAUCAGAUAACAAUCCUGCAGAAGGAUGAUGACUACCAAAAACCUUGUGGAAUAUUUGUCUGCAAAAGCAUUACUUCAUUCCAUUGUGGGGCAUGGUCUGAAACUCAUGAUGUUCUUGGUGUUGCUGACGAUAGUGACACAAUCUAUCUCAUCAAAGCUAAUGGUGAGGAAAUUACCAGAAUUUCCAAGGGUCAUAUAAAAAGCUCUUCACCAGUAGUUGGCCUGAUGGUGCAGAAUGAUGCUGAUUUGAAGAAAUCUUGCUUGUGUACCUUCACUAUAAUUACAGCAGAUGGGUUGAUUCAUGACAUUGAGAUCAGUCAAGAUCCAAGUGCAUCUGUUUUCUCACCCCUUGCCUCGAGCAGUGGGACGAUGCUGAAGCAGUUUCCACAUGAUAUGAUCUGCCUGGAUUACCAGCCAGAAAUGAGCUUAUUUUCCAUAGUUAGCAGUGCUGGCGGUUUACAGCUAACUACUAAUGGAUUGUACAGUCUUUCUCUUUGCCGGAAAAGGGGAAACUUAGCCCUGGAAGUUGUCGUUUCUACUCAGUUUGAGGGUAUCUUUUCUAUCCCGAAAGAUUAUGUCGGUCAUAUAACUUCCUCUAAGGUGUCAAUAUCACCACAGGGAAGAUUUGUCGCUACUCUUGAUAUGGGAGGAUCUUUGAAUACCUUUAAGUUUGAUGAGGAACAGCGUUCUCUCUCAAAAUGUUCUUAUGGAGAGGGAAAUGAAUUACAUCAGGGAAAUAAGGAGUCAAAUAAGGGGAACAUUCUCGUGAAUGGGGUUACAGAUUUUGCCUGGUGGUCUGAUGGUAUACUUGCUGUUGCAGAAAGGAAUGGCAACAUCACUAUGAUUAAUAUAUGUACCGGUGCUAAGCUAUGUAAGACGGAUGAGACUAUGUAUUCAUUGCCCCUUUUAGAGAGAAUGCCACAGUUGUCGGGAAAGCUUUUUCUACUGGAGACAAAACCAUCCAUUCAGAACAAUGAAUCGACUAAAGAUAUUAGAGCAAGCAAUUUUCAUCUUAUGGAGUGUGAUUAUGGUGAUAUGAAUAAUAAGUUUGACUGGGCUAAUUUCCGAUGGAGCUUAGUUUCAUUUUCUGAACGAUCCAUUUCUGAAAUGUAUGAUAUAUUUAUCUCCAGACAAGAGUAUCAGGCUGCUCUCAUGUUUGCCGAUCAGCAUGGGCUAGAUAAAGACGAAGCUCUAAAGGCACAGUGGUUGCACUCCUCCCAGGGUGUAAAUGAGAUAAAUACACUACUUUCAAAUAUCAAGGAUCAAGUUUUCGUACUUUCUGAAUGUGUGGGUCGAUUUGGACCAACUGAAGACGCAGUUAGAGCUUUGCUUGAUCUUGGACUUCGCAUAACUGGCCGUUACAGAUUUUCUGAGCCUGAGGUUGAUGAUCAUAGUAAGGUGUGGGAUUUUCUUGUGGCAAGACUUAAAUUGUUGCAAUACAGAGACCGGAUAGAGACAUUUCUUGGGAUAAACAUGGGCAGGUUUUCUUUACAGGAGUACAAGAAAUUUUGUAGUUUGCCCAUUAAAGAAGCUGCAAUUGCACUUGCAGAAAGUGGCAAGAUUGGGGCAUUAAACCUUCUCUUUAAGCGUCAUCCUUACUCCUUAACUUCCUCAUUGUUGGAUGUCUUAGCUGCCAUCCCUGAGACUGUUCCGGUGCAGACUUAUGGGCAGCUCCUUCCUGGGAGUUCCCCUCCUCCAAGUAUUUCUUUGAGGGAAGAAGAUUGGGUUGAGUGUGAUGAGAUGGUAACUUUUAUUAUCAGCAGAGUCCCUGAGAGUCAUGAGAGCUAUACUCAGAUCAGAACUGAGCCAAUUGUAAAACAAUUUUUGGGUUCUCAAUGGCCUUCAGUAAGUGAACUAUCGUCUUGGUACAAAAAAAGAGCCAGAGAUAUUGAUACCCUAAGUGGGCAACUCGAUAACUCCAUGUGCUUGAUUGACUUUGCUUGUCGCAAAGGCAUUUCUCAAUUGCAGCCGUUCCUAGAGGAGAUUUCUUACUUACACCAGCUAAUCUAUUCUGAGGAGAAUGAAGAAAUGAAUUUCUCCAUGAGUCUUACUAGAUGGGAAAGCUUACCUGAUUAUGAAAGAUUUAAAUUGAUGUUGAUUGGGGUCAGAGAAGAUACUGUUAUUAAAAGACUACAUAGUAAAGCAAUUCCAUUCAUGAAAAAGAGGUUUCACUCUUUGACUGUGCCUUCCAGAGAUGAGAAAACAGAUUACUCAGCUGAGUCAUUUCUGGUCAGAUGGCUGAAGGAGAUCGCCACUGAGAAUAAAUUGGAGAUGUGUUCAGUUGUAAUUGAAGAGGGUAGCAGAGAGGUCCAGAAUAAUAACUUUUUCCAUAAUGAGGCUGAGGUUGUAGAUUGUGCUCUUCAGUGCAUAUACGCUUGUUCUGGUACAGAUAGGUGGAGUACGAUGGCCUCCAUUUUGUCUAAACUUCCAUUUCCACGUGAUUCUGAAGCGGCAAGUCUCAAGGAAAGGUUGAGACUCACAGAAGGUCAUAUUGAAGCAGGAAGAAUAUUGGCGCUUUACCAGGUCCCAAAGCCUAUCAGCUUUUUCCAGGAGGCAUAUUCUGAUGAAAAGGGUGUAAAGCAGAUAAUUCGUCUCAUUUUAUCCAAAUUUGUUCGCCGACAGCCUGGACGAUCAGAUAAUGAUUGGACAAAUAUGUGGCUUGACUUGCAGUCUUUGCAAGAGAAAGCAUUUUGCUUCAUAGAUCUUGAGUAUGUCUUGAUGGAGUUCUGCAGGGGAUUGCUGAAAGCAGGAAAAUUUUCACUUGCGAGGAAUUAUUUGAAAGGUGUGGGUUCAGUGUCGUUGGCAAAUGAUAAAGCAGAAAACCUUGUUAUUCAAGCUGCCAGAGAAUAUUUCUUCUCAGCGUCAAGUCUUUCUAGUUCCGAAAUUUGGAAGGCUAAAGAAUGCUUGAAUAUCCUUCCAACUAGCAGAAAUGUGAGGGUGGAGGCUGAUAUAAUUGAUGCUGUAACUGUUAAACUUCCCAACCUUGGUGUCACCUUGUUGCCAAUGCAAUUCAGGCAAAUUAAAGAUCCGAUGGAAAUAGUUAAGUUGGUUGUUACAAGUCAAGGUGGAGCUUAUCUGAAUGUUGAUGAGAUUAUUGAACUAGCCAAACUUUUUGGGUUAAGCUCGUACGACGACAUAUCAGCUGUACAAGAAGCUAUUGCAAGAGAAGCUGCAGUGGUUGGAGAUCUCCAACUGGCUUUUGAUCUAUGUCUUGUUUUGGCCAAAAAAGGGCAUGGUUCGGUCUGGGACUUAUGUGCAGCACUGGCAAGAGGUCCUGCCCUUGAGAACAUGGAUAUUUCUUCCAGAAAACAGCUGUUAGGUUUUGCUUUGAGCCACUGUGAUGGGGAAUCAAUUGCUGAGUUACUACAUGCAUGGAAAGAUCUGGAUAUGCAAGAUCAAUGUGAAUCUUUAAUGGUGUUGACUGGGACAGAGCCUGAAAAUGCCUUAGUUCAGGACUCAACUAUGUCCUAUAAACCACCUUGUACCCCAGAUAAAACAGACUUAAAGGAGUGUUCUGACCAGGAAGCACAACUUAAGCAGAUUGAAAAUGUACUCUUUCAGGUAGCCAAAGAUGUACAGGUGGAUGGUGAUUGGACCAUUCCGUCCAUCUUGAGAGAAAAUGGAAAACUAUUGUCAUUUGCUGCUGUGUAUCUUCCAUGGUUACUUGAACUGAGUCAAGAAGCAGAAAACAAUAAGAAAUUCAAAUCCAGCUUGUUUUCAGGGAAUCGAUAUGUCAGUCUAAGAGCACAGGCAGUGAUGACUAUCUUGUCCUGGUUAGCAAGGAAUGGUUUUUCCCCAAAGGACAGUUUGAUUGCCUGUGUUGCUAAUUCCAUUAUGGAGUCGCCUGUCUCUGAGGAGGAAGACAUCCUAGGAUGCUCUUUCUUAUUAAAUCUUGCCGAUGCCUUUUCAGGGGUGGAUAUAAUUGAAAGAAACUUGAUAACAAGAGAGAAUUACAAUGAAAUAACCAGCAUAAUGAAUGUUGGGAUGAUAUACAGUUUGUUGCACAAUUGUGGAAUCAAGUGUGAAGACCCUGCACAAAGGAGGGACUUGCUUCUGACAAAGUUCCAGCAGAAACAUAAACUGAUCUGCUCAGAUGAAAAAGAACAAAUAGACCAAGCACAAUCUACAUUUUGGAGAGAAUGGAAACUGAAGCUAGAAGAGCAAAAGCGCAAUACAGACAGUUCAAGGAGUUUAGAACAAAUUCUCCCUGGUGUUGAAGCUGCUCGCUUCUUAUCUGGGGACAUGGACUACAGAGAGAAUGUUGUUUUAUCAUUUAUCGAGUCCAUGACCCCAGAGAAGAAACACAGUGUGAAGGAUGUACUGAAGUUGGCCAAUACUUAUAGCUUAGAUUGCAACAAGGUGCUGCUGCAUUAUCUGAGAUCUAUCUUUGUUUCUGACGCUUGGAGCACUGAUGAUGUUAGAAAUGAAGUGUCAAAUCACAGAGUAGAACUACUUGCUUGUGCUGCAGAAACAAUAAAAUGUAUUUCCUCGUCGAUCUACCCUGCAGUUGAUGGACAUGAUAAGCAGAGGCUUUCUCUAAUAUAUGGCCUGCUCUCUGACUGCUACUUGCAGCAAGAUGAACAAAAGGAUCCAAUGCAUCCUCAUUCUAUUCAUAUUGCUCGUUUUUCCAAGAUUGCUGAAGAAGAAUGUUGCAGGGUGUCCUGUAUCGAGGAUCUGAACUUCAAAAAUGUUGCUGGAAUUCAAGAUUUGAACUUGGAUUGCUUCAACAGUGAAAUUUCUGCUCACAUCAAUGAAAACAAUGUUGAGGCAUUGGCAAACCUGGUCAAGAACCUUCUUUCCGUUCGUGAUGGUCCUGUGCCUGAUGGUCUCUUGUCUUGGCAGUAUGUAUAUGAACAUCAUGUUUUAAGUUUGUUGACAAAGUUGGAAGCUAGAACUGAACAGGGGGUCGAUAUUCAAAGCUCUGAAAGUCUUCAUUGCUUAAUCAGUGAGAUUGAGCAGACUUACAAUACCUGCUGCAAAUACUUAAAAUUUGUCCCAAAUCCUGCUCGUCUGGACAUUCUGAAACGAUUCUUGGCCAUCAUACUACCUGCUGAAGGAUCUUUCAAGUCUCUGCCCUGUGGCUCAGGUUGGCAGGUGUGCCUUGCCAUGCUUGUGGAUACUUGGCUCAGAAUGUUGAAUGACAUGCAUGAAGUUGCACUCCUUGAGAAUUCGGAAGAAAGAUUCUGCUUAGAAUGUAUAAUGAUGUGUCUGAAAGUUUUUGCACGUCUAGUUGCUGGGGAAAAAGUCUCAUCUAGUCAGGGGUGGGCUACAGUUAUUGGCUAUGUAGGCUAUGUUCUUGUUGGUGAUGUUGCUGCUGAAAUCUUCAAUUUCUGCAGAGCGAUGGUUUAUGCUGGUUGUGGCUUUGGAGCCGUUGCAGUUGUAUAUGAUGAAGUCAUGGCUCACUCCCCACAUGAAGCUGGAUCGCUGACGGACUUUAAAAAAGAAGCUGCCAGCAUCCUGAAUCUUCGAAAUCUCUAUCUUAGUAUCUUGAAGACCAUCUUGCAGGAGUUGACUGACGAAUCUUGUGAGCAUCAGUGUCUACACUAUUACUUGUCAUCUUUGAGUAAAUUAGAUGGUGACUUGGAUAAUCUGCAGAGUGUUAGACAGGCAGUUUGGGAGAGAUUGGAAGAGUUCUCUGAGAACUUUCAGCUCCCCAACCAUGUUCGAGUUUACAUACUGGAGCUUAUGCAACUUAUUGCAGCUACUGAUAAAAGCAGCAAAAGAUUUUCGUCCAAGCUACAGGUGGAAGUUCAUUCUUGGGAAGGUUGGGAGAAUUUGCAUAAUGCAUCUGCGAACUGCGAGAACACUGCCACUGAUGGGAUUUCAAAUAAGAUAGAUACAUCUAAUAAGUUCACAAAUACCUUGAUUGCUCUAAAAUCUACACAGCUGGUCUCCACUAUUUCGCCCAACAUAGAGAUCACACCCGAAGAUCUUUCAACUGUGGAAUCUACUGUCUCUUGCUUCCUUGGAGUAUCUAAAUUUGCUGAAUCUGAAUCUCAUGUUGAUGCAUUAUUAGCUAUGCUCCGAGAAUGGGAGGGGCACUUUAGUAGGGAAGAAAUUGAAAAGGAUUCUGGUGAGGUAUCUGAUGGUAGAAACAGUUGGGCUAAUGAUGAUUGGGAUGAGGGAUGGGAAAGCUUCCAAGAACCUAUUGAAGAAGAACCAAAGAAGGGUGCUAAACUUUCAGUUCAUCCUCUUCAUGUCUGUUGGAUGGAGAUAUUCAGAAAACUACUAACUAUAUCCCAGUACAACAAAAUGUUGAAAUUGCUAGACAAAUCAGUGGCAAAGCCAGGCGAAGUAUUACUAGACGAAGAGAAUGCUCAAGGUUUGAGCCAGAUUGCAGUUGAAAUAGAUUGCUUUCUAGCCCUUAAGUUGAUGCUCUUGUUGCCAUACGAAGUAAUCCAGUUGCAGUGCUUGGAAUCUGUCGAGCAGAAGCUGAAACAAGAAGGCAUAUCUGACAAAAUCGGCGUGGAUCUUGAGUUUUUACUUCUCGUUUUAUCUUCUGGAGUUAUAUCAACUAUCAUCACCAAACCUUCAUAUGGUACCACAUUCUCUUAUAUUUGCUUUAUGGUGGGGAGCUUCUCUCGACAGUGCCAAGAGUCCCAGUUAUCAAGUUCCAGACGUGGUGAAUCUGCAGAAAGUGAGAGUAUAUCAAAAGAUUAUAUUGAUCUUUUCCCAAGACUGAUCUUUCCCUGUUUUGUCUCGGAGCUUGUGAGGUCAGGGCAGCAGGUUUUAGCAGGAUUUCUUGUUACCAAGCUCAUGCAUACAAAUCCUUCUCUUAGCUUAAUCAACAUAGCAGGUGCUUGUCUCACAAAGUAUUUGGAGAGGCAAAUACAAAUACUACAUGACAACCCCUCCUCUAGGGAUGGGGUGGGAUCGUCUGAACCAUUGGUAAAUACGAUAUCCAGUUUGAGGGAUAGGAUGCAAAACCUGAUCCAAUCCUCACUAUCGUCGCUUUCACAUGAUCAUAGAUGAUUAUAACAUUUGAGUUUUCCCUUUUGUUUUUGUUCAUAUGCCAGUCAUUGUUCUUUGAAAUCUUUGUACAAACUUUGUAGCCAGAACAUUUUAGCAAUUUUGCUGGAGCGUAAAUGGUGAUAUAUUCAAAAGGGAAUGAUAUUUGUAUACCAAAA